AUGGACGGCAAAAAAGCCACAGCCUUUGGGACAGUUUGCAAAGCCCUUGGGGUACAAUUUGAUUUGGCGAGCUCAGGUGAAAGGGUGCUUGCAGUGCGCAACACGGAGCAAAGAAUCCAAGAUCUGCAAGCACAGAUUGUUUCAACUUUACAAGCUGGAGAAUUAUGUAAGCAGGAUGCACUUAUCUUGCGUGGCAAACUGGGCUUUGCAGAUUCCUUUCUACAUGGCCGCCUAGGCCUCCUGGUGCUGAAGCAGUUGUCGGAACAUGCGUACAGCAGGUCUGCAAAGCUUUCUCCCGAGCUUGCCUUUGGACUUCAAGUGAUGAUGAAAAGGUUAUCCCUUGGCAUACCACGCAUCGUCUCUGCAAAGGCGGUGCAACAAUGGUUUGUCUUCUCGGAUGCGGCUUACGAGCCGGACCUCAAGGAGGGUGGCAUAGGUGCAGCUAUCUUCAAUGAAUCUUGCGAGUGCGUGGGCUGGUUUGGAUUUCCUUUACAGCCGUCGAUGUGCCAGCAUUUUGGAGCGGAUAUCAAGCAAACGAUCAUUUAUGAGUUGGAGUUGGCUGCAUCAAUUCUGGCUUUGGAUUUCUGGUCUGACAAAAUGAAGGACGGUUUACAAAUUUGUUUUGGUGACAACGACAGUGCCAGGUUUUCACUGAUCAAAGGAGCUUGCUUGAGUUCCCAUGCCUCUGCCUUGAUGAGAUACCAUCUUGAGCGUGAGGCAUCGAACAACCUUUGUACCUGGUACGCACGAGUGCCGACAGAAGCGAAUGUCAGCGACUAUCCAUCUCGCAAUGCAUCACACCCUUUGCUGCCUCCUUGCAUGGAUGAGUCAAGUGCUGCAGUAGCGUGGUUCGACAACUUACUGAAUUUCCUGACUGCGGUUGCUCGGACAAACCGCGAGCGGUUGCUGGAGUGCUUUGCGGAAUGGUUGGCUGGCAAAGGCGAGAAUUUUCCUUCGCUGUUGGAACUGUCAUACAGAGAGCCCGAAAAGAUGGUGACACAGCUAGUCAGCUAUGGACGGGAGUUGUAUGCAUCAGGCAGACCAUACAAUCACUAUGUGGAGACGGUCAACGCGGUGGCUGCUGCGAAACCCACGAUUCGGCGGCUUCUGACGGGUGCUUGGGAUCUGGCUUUUAGCUGGCAACGCGAAGAGCCAGGGGGCCAUCACCUGGCAUGUCCGUUUCAGAUUCUUCUGGCAAUUCUGUCGGUGAGCAUCCUAUGGGGCUGGCCAUGGGUUGCUGGAUCGAUAGCCUUAUCGUGGGGUGCAAUUUGUCGCAUUGGAGAGGUGCUACAAUCUUGCAGACGUGACCUUGUGAGACUGCUGGAGCACUAUGUGACGGAGCAGUUGAAUCGUCAUCAGAAGUCCCUCCUUCGAUGCCAGCAGCCAAAGGAAAACGCGGUGGAAAGGGUUGGACGUCCGGACAUGAGUGUGACCAACAGCCCGUUGUCGGAGUUCUUCAGCACCUCGCAGAUGUCACAGGAUAAAUCUCCAGGAUCGACACAUCUCCCAGAUUUGACCUCGCGUCGGACCUUCAUGGCUUCGACAUCUUCAACAGAGCGGUGUCAACGGUCAACCUCCUCGCGCUUCACCACCAAGAGGUCACCCUUGGCGUGCCGCCAGGGAAAAUCUUGGGGUGUUCGUAUUCGGCAGCACAACUUGCCACGGCAGGACCCCAUACCCGUGCGUCUGAGUGGUCGAAGACAUGGUGCUGCACAAGAUGACAGAAUCCAAGUGUGGGUGCGCGUGCCGAAGGGAAAAGUGGCAUUCUGGGUCCCACCCAAUCUUCCGCUGGGUCCAACAGCCGCGAAGGUGGACCAAACCUGUGGCAGAGCUACCCCGUUGCGGAGCCUGCUGACCCAGAAGAUGUCUCAGGAGCAGGAGAGGACAAUGAAUUCCAUGUCCGAGAAGGAUCACGUGCAAAGCACUGCGAAGUUCUCGGAGUUUGCAAUCUCGCAGACGACACAAAUGAGCCCAUGUGCGAGUUCGACCUUUACUCUGGCAAGUGACAUUGAGAGCAACUUCAAAUCGCUCAUUGAAGCAGCCACUGGGGUCCCUGUGGCCCAACAGAAGCUGUUCUUCGGACCUUGGGGAAUCCUGGAGGACAACCGCAAGGCCCUUUUCCAGUACGAGAUUGGACAGGGUGCCAUGGUGCAUUUGUCAACUCGUCGUGAUCCUGAACUGGUCGCUCAGUUCUACCAGGAGGCAGGGCGGACCAAGAGGCCCAAGGGCAAGGCGUAUCAUGGCCUGGAAAAUCCUCGACACCUCUUGGAUCAAAGAAUUUUUGACCGGAUCCGCACCUUCAUGAACACCAAGGUCGGGUCCAAGAUGGGCAAGGACCUGGUGAUGAUUGUGCCUGAUUGGAAAAAGGCUGGUGUCUCUGCGCUGGAGUACGAGUGGCCUCAUGAGCAGCCUUGGCACGACUACAAGUUAUUGGCUGACAAUGGGAUCUUUGACUUCGCCGGUCGAAUCCGGAAGAAACUGGCUGCCGCGGCUGCCUCUCCGAAAGUCGUCGAGGCCCAUGCAGUGCGGAUGCAACGCACUGGGAUCUUCAGUGAUGAGGAGUGAGCGCAGCGAAGUCGAAGCAGUGCAAUGUCUAGAGUAUUGGUCACACACUCUCAGGUGUGGUGGCUGUAGCAGGCUGCUUAUCAGACCGAGACCGAGACGCGUUGAGUCCCCUAUUCAACAGAUUCAACAGCUAAGUGAAGUGCCCGGUGGGUUUCUAGCAACUGAGUGGAUCGUUUUUCUUGGAGUCAUCAACCAGAGGCCCAGAGCUCGAGUGUCCC
Messenger RNA from Cladocopium goreaui, 2783 nucleotides. NCBI's taxonomy places the organism in Eukaryota, Dinophyceae, Suessiales, Symbiodiniaceae. The record is from the annotation of a GenBank genome assembly.